ACAAUUUCAACUCCAAGCAAAAGUGCAACGAAUCAACCAUAACCGGCUUGGGUAAUAACUCUUUCGACGAAACUAAAAUUGCGUCGAUUUUUAUUGUGUGAAAAAAUGAGUGACUUUUAGUCUGACAUAACAAAAAAAAAAGUGCGAUAGUACAAAAUUAGGUUUAACCAAAAAAUUCCGUAACAAUGACGGUUAAGCAUCCCGGAGCAGGUGUUGGCAGUGGACCAUCUACCAUUCGACCGCCGUCGCAUUUCUCCCUCAGCAGUUCCCACCAGCGCAGUUCCAUGAUGUCGUCCAGUGCAUCGUUGGAGGCGGCGAGCGAGAGCAAACGACGCUCGAUUCUCAUUCUCUCGCUGCUCGCGGCAUGUGCGUUUCUCUUCGUGCUCUGCCUUUGUCUGCUGAGUGCGCUGGUGCUGGUCGGCAAGAGUCUGUCGGCACAAUCUUCGCCGCCAUUGUUCUCGUCGUAUCUCACCGCGAAUCACCAUCAAACGUCACCUACUAGUAGUGACCGCAAGCAGGGAAAAAGCAUCGAUCAUUUUAAUCGGCCGAAUCUGUUCGGUGAAGAUAAGGGGACAUUCGACCGGGCCGACGAAGAGCCGGUUAGUGGAGAUAAUAGGACUGCCAUAUUUUUACCAAAUUCAGUGUACUCGGGAACGACGGAUGGAAUGAACGUGCUUAAGAUGGGUUCGAAAGUGUUGGAAAAGUUAACCUUCCGCUUGCCGCGGCACGUAAAGCCUCGUCACUAUGACUUGAAGAUGUUUCCGGAUCUGGAACAGCAGAUUUUUACCGGGCAAGUUGGAAUCGAUAUCAGCGUAAGUGAACCGACGGACUAUAUCGUGCUGCAUAGCAAGCAACUAGCGAUUACCGAUACGCUGCUGAAGAAGAAGUUGCCGGAUCGUACGGAGGAGCCGGUGAAGGUGAAGCAGGCUUUUGAGUACGAGCCCCACCAGUAUUGGGUGAUCGAAACGGAGGGCAUCGAGUCCGGGGAGUACCGGUUGAGUAUGAACUUUAGUGGCAGUUUGGCGAACCGGAUCGUUGGAUUCUAUAGCAGCACGUACAAGGACAAAGGCAGCAAUAAGACCAGAAAAAUUGCCACCUCGAAAUUCGAGCCAACAUUCGCCCGGCAGGCGUUCCCAUGUUUCGAUGAACCUCAGCUGAAGGCAACCUACGCCAUCCGCUUGGUACACCCCAACACCAACGGUUACCAUGCCCUGUCCAAUAUGGACGUCGCUGAAGUCCUUCCAAAUAACCCGUUGGCAGGAUUCAGUACCACCGUGUUCAAUCCCAGCGUACCGAUGAGUACCUAUCUGGUGGUGUUCAUCGUGAGUGACUUCCUAGAGGAAGUCGUACAAAUUACACCUAACCUGGGAAAACCAUUUAUGCUACGAGUGUUUGCCACACCGUUCCAAGUUCAGAAUGUCCGCUUCGCUCGCGAUACUGCCGAACUGGUGAUUCAGCAUUACAUCGAUUACUUCAACAUUGAGUACCCACUGCCAAAGCUGGACAUGGCUGCCAUUCCGGACUUCGUAUCCGGAGCGAUGGAAACCUGGGGAUUGGUUACCUACCGGGAGACAAGCAUUCUGUACAAUGAGACGACCAGCUCCACGGCUAAUAAGCAGCGGGUUGCGGAGGUUAUUGCCCACGAGCUGGCACACAUGUGGUUCGGCAAUCUGGUAACGAUGAAGUGGUGGAACGAGCUGUGGUUGAACGAAGGUUUCGCUAGCUAUAUCGAGUACAAGGGAGUGGACCAUGCCUAUCCGGAGUGGGGUAUUAUGGAGCAGUUUGCUCUGGAUAACCUCCAUGGAGUGCUGAAUCUGGAUGCUACGCUUGGCUCGCAUCCCAUUGUAGUAAAGGUGGAAAGUCCGAACCAGAUCACGGAGAUUUUCGAUACGAUUACGUACUCCAAGGGGGCUUCCGUGAUUCGAAUGCUGGAGGACUUUGUCAGUGAACCGAUUUUCAAACAAGGAGUAACUGCAUAUCUUAACAAACUGCGGUAUGGAAACGGCGAAUCCAAGGAUCUCAUGGAUGAGUUGGAUAAUUUGUUCAGCGAUACAAUGGAACCGACGGCUACUGUCACGCGGGUAAUGGAUACCUUUACGAAGCAGAAAGGUUUCCCAGUUAUCACAGUGGAACGAGUUGGUAAUCAGUAUCGACUGAGACAGUCGAGAUUCCUCGCAGAUCCAGCAGCUAAUGAAACAGAGGUUUCCGAGUUCGACUACAAGUGGUACGUUCCUUUGACCUACGCUUUGUCCACUAACCCGACCGAAUUCAAACGUAAAUGGUUCCCCAAUACGGUACCCAUAGUCUACAUCGAUGCCCCUACCGAGCCGAUCAGUUGGAUCAAAUUGAAUCACAAUCAGGUCGGCUACUAUAGAGUCAACUAUCCGGAUAAUCUGUGGCAGACGUUUGGAGAGCUACUGGUCGAAAAUGUGACUUCCUUCAGCAUCGGCGACCGUACCGGAUUACUGAAUGAUGCUUUCGCGUUGGCGGAUGCUUCACAUUUGAGGUACGAUUUGGCACUGGGACUGACCAAGUUCUUGGUUCACGAUACGGAAUAUGUUCUGUGGGCGGCUGCAUCGAGCAAAAUGAAGACCAUCCGUAAUCUGAUCUACGAUUAUCCUUCCUACGAUGAUAUCAUUCUCUACGUUCGUAAGCUUGUCGAACAAGCUUACACUGCCGUCGGUUGGGAAGUCACCGGAGAUGAUCUCAUGAAGAAUCGUCUUCGUACGACCGUUCUGGACUUGGCUUGCUCCUUUGGUCACGAAGAUUGCCUCAGCAAAGCCUACACACAUUUCCGUGAUUGGUUGGACAACGACGUUGACAUCCACCCUGACAUUCGUACCGUUGUCUACUACUACGGAAUACAGCGGUCCGCCAACAUCACUGAUUGGGAAAAGGUCAAGGAUCGUUUCCGCGCUGAAAUUGACGCCAACGAGAAAGCGAAACUGAUGAGCGCUCUGGCUGCCUUCCCGGAUGCGAAGGUCCUGCGCCGUCUACUGGAUGAUGCGUGGGAUAAUCAGCUGGUUCGCGAACAGGACCAUCUGACCUGCAUUCAGAACGUCGCUGCUAACAAGCACGGCGAACAGGUUGCAUGGGAUCACGUUCGGCUCAACUGGGAAAGACUGAUCGAUCGAUACUCACUGGGGGAGAGGAACCUCGGUCGCAUGAUUCCUUCCAUUACGGGCCGCUUCUCGUCGUCUGUGAGGCUGAUGGAGCUGGAGGACUUCUUCCGACGCUACCCGGACGCGGGUGCUGGCGUAUCAGCAAGAGUCCAAGCUCUGGAAAACAUUUCUAAUAAUAUCAAGUGGUUGGAUCGCAAUGAGAAGAUCGUAGCCGAGUGGCUGCGGAACGAGGUUAAUUGAUGUGGUUAUCUGUAUGCU
Molecule: messenger RNA, 3380 nt
Organism: Ochlerotatus camptorhynchus
Lineage: Eukaryota; Metazoa; Arthropoda; Insecta; Diptera; Culicidae
Product: aminopeptidase A-like
Exons: 5
Coding region: 186-3362 (1058 amino acids)
Biological process (GO): proteolysis; peptide catabolic process
Cellular component (GO): cytoplasm
Molecular function (GO): metalloaminopeptidase activity; zinc ion binding; peptide binding
Source: RefSeq, a predicted model, not a curated record